GUGGGGAAGAAAUUGUGAGCUGGAGGUUGUAAACAGCUGAAUUUAAUGUCAGAACUUAUGUUUUCAUGAAGUGGUGGGGUGCAUGAAAAUGAUUUGGAUUUAUAUGUUACAAACAAUGCAGAUCAUUUGAAAUGCAAAAAGUGUUUUCAAUGCAUCAUAAAAGUGCUAGAAAUGGAUGGUGGACCUUCUUACUUCUGUUAUUUGCUCUGCAGCUCAGGCUGGAAUUGGCAGUUGCUGAGUGGGACAUUAAGCUAGAAUCAUCAGACGGAAUUCCAGAGUCAGCUCUCUUAAUAUUUGCAUCAAAUACAUGGGGAUACAUCUGUGGCCAAAACUGGACUGACCAAUCAGCAGGCGUCGCUUGCAGACAGCUGGGUUACCUUGGAGGUGUGGCUACAUUUCCAAAGACAAUGACUGACAGGCCGGUAUUGCUGAUGGGCGUAGCUUGUAAUGGUAGUGAGGCGGAGCUCAGAGACUGUGCAACAAAUAAUGGUUCCUGCAAUAGCAGCCGAGUGGCUGGUGUUGUCUGCUAUCAAACACAAGGUCCCUCUGUGCAGCUGGUGGGAGGUAAGAGUCAUUAUGGGAAGGCAGUGUUCAGCAUGGACCAUCAACAGGGUCUCAUCUGCUCCCAGGGCUGGUCUUGGGUUGAAGCCAGUGUCCUCUGUCGUCAGAUGGGCUUCACACAGGGAUAUAUCGUGAGUGAUACCUAUGACAGCAUGGGUGUGACAAGUGUAGUCCUGUCUGAUGUGAAGUGUGACAGCUGGCAGUUGACUUCGGUGUUCCAGUGCAACCAUUCACGCUGGGGAAACAUCUCCUGUCCAGCAGGGGAUAUGGGACUCUCAGUGUACUGUUAUGGGCAAGUACGACUGGUUGGUUCCAGUCAAGAAACAGAGAGGAUGCAUCUAGGCCGAGUAGAAGUGAAUGAGGCGGGCAGGUGGUACGGUAUAUGUGCGGACAUAAUCACAAAUCAAGCUGCAGAGGUCAUGUGUCGGCAGCUGGGAUUUUCAACUUCAGAAAUCUUGCUGCCAGGAAGCUUUGGAGUUGGCGUAUCUGGUCGUAUAAAUAAUCUAGCCUGUACUGGCUUGGAGGACAGUUUACUGGAGUGUCACUAUACCACUGGGUCCUGCAAGAACUAUAGUCUGAUUGCUGCAGUAUUAUGCACCCGAAAUGUUACCAGUGGCCUUAACUUCACGCUCUCUGCUGAGUACUAUGGAGAGGUAUUGGCAACGCGCUAUGGUGUUCGCGGCCAUGUUUGUAGGCAGGGAUGGGACGAUGUAGACGCUGCAGUCAUGUGUAGCCAGGCGGGUUUUCAGACUGGGGUUGCACUGGGCGUCAAACUGUUUGGAAGAUACCAGCCUGUGUGGGCCAGUAAGAUACAGUGCACAGGUCAUGAGGCAUCCCUCAGUCAGUGUCCCUACCAGUUGUCCAUGGCAACAGACUGGCGCUGUGCCAGCGACCUCUCACCUGCAGGGGCGCUCUGCUAUAACAACAGAUUGCCAGACAGUCUUGUACGUAUGCAGGAUGGUAAGUCCCAAGGUCAAGGUCGUGUGGAGGUGUAUCAUGACAUCACAGGCUGGGGGACAGUAUGCAAUGAUGGCUGGACCACAGCAGAUGCUGCCGUCUUCUGUAGACAGUUGGGCUUUGCAGAUGGACAAGCACAUCCGUCUGCAUACACAUCUCCUGCUGGUGAUCAGAUGAAGGUGUUGCUAUCCAACCUUGAGUGCACAGGCAAAGAGGGUUCGAUCCUGCAGUGUCCUAGCAAUGGCUGGAUGCAGGCUGGCCUCCAUUGCAACCACAACACAGACGCCGGUGUCUUCUGCUACACACAUGUUCGUCUCAGCCCUGGUCCUUUCUACGGGACAGUGCAGUUUCACUCCGGGGAGAGGUAUGGGCUUGUUUGCUCAGAUGGAUUUGACACAAAGGCCGCAACAGUGAUGUGCCGACAACAAGGGCUUCAUUAUGGCAUGCAACUAUGCUGUUCAGGGUUUGGACUCUCACAGCUCCCAUUCACAAUGUCAGAUGUGAGAUGUCUAGGCAGUGAGACGGAGCUCCGGCAGUGCAUGUACAGUUCUGGGAACGUGACGUGUGCAUCAAGGCAGUACGCUGCUGUUGUCUGCUAUGACUAUGAUAUAGGAUACACCAAAGUUACUGCCUCUCCCAUUGUCAAGAUAACAUACCAGGCCCAUGAAGGGUAUGUGUGUACAGAGGGAUUCACAUUCCAAGAUGCCCAGGUGUUGUGUCGCCAGCAAGGAUUCAUGUAUGGAACCUACUUCAAGGCCUCUGCUACUGGUUUGGAGCAGAAGAUACGCUGGCUGAGGGGCUUAAACUGCAGUGGAAAUGAGACAGACGUGAGGCAGUGUGGGCCCAACCCCUGGGGCCAGAUAGGGAUUUGUAUGUGGGACGCAGUGGCAGCAGUCAGGUGCAGCAGCACAGCUGAUUUGGAGACUGGUGUCCGACUGGUCAAUGGCUCCCAGGUGGCAGGUCGUGUUGAGGUCAAGGUUGAUGGGUCAUGGGGGUCAUUGUGUGGCCUUGACCUGACAGUGGCUGAAGCACGGGUCAUCUGCAGAGAACUUGGCUUUCAUGAAGGCAGAAUUAUGUCCCCUGGAUAUUACGGGGCAGGAACGGGAAACGUGAUCUUUACUGCUUUGAAAUGCCAAGGUACAGAGAGUAGUUUUGGCCAGUGUGUCUGGUCUGGUUAUAGACAGGGUAGCUCCUUGACAUGUGACCAUUCAAAGGAUGCUGCUGUGACCUGCUUCUACAAUGUGCGAUUAAGAGGCUCAGUUGUUCCAAACUAUGGCCGACUGGAAAUGUUUGACUCUCAAACAUCUACCUGGUUGUCGGUUUGUGACUCAAACUUCAAUACAUACAAUGCCAAAUACAUCUGCCAGCAGAUGGGGUACAUAGAUGGGCUCAUCCAGAGAGGGUCCCCAUUGGGUAUUUCUGAUACACCACUCUCCAUAAAGGAGGUAAACUGUGGCAAUAGAACUGAAUGCACCUUCACCAAAGGAGAGUGCUUGUCUUCGAGAUACAUGGCAUUGUAUUGCAGUGAGAAAUCGAUUGGAAAUGAAGAUCUGCGUGUUCGGCUGCCGCUCAGUUCCUUCUAUGGUCCAGUCUCUGUUCAGAGGUUUGGCCUCUGGGGUCACGUCUGCAGUUCAGGGUUUAGGAACGAGUCGGCAUUGGUGGCUUGCAGGGAACUGGGCUAUACCAGCGGUGUGGCUGUACACACGUACCAGACACAGGCUUAUCCUAUCAUACAAGGUGCUGUAAAAUGUACAGGAAAGGAGAAUACACUAUCAGAGUGUGCGAGAGGAAACUUUGCAGAUGACCAUGGCUGCUUCAGCAUCAACACAGUUGCAGCUGUUAUUUGCUCUAAUCAAGGAUCCGUCCAUUUUGGAAAAGUUAAGCUGAACUAUGAGACUGGGAGGAUGUCCACCAAUGUUGAGAUUAUAGCAGACGAUAAUCGCAUCUAUGUCUCAUCUCACCAGUUUUCUGAUGUGGAUGCGGCAGUUUAUUGCAGGGGCAUUGGCUAUGCUGGUGGUAUCUCAUACAAGCCAGGUGAGGGUGUGUAUGGAGUGACAGACGUCGACUGCAAGGGUACUGAGGGGUCCCUCUUGGAGUGCCCAGGAGUCUGGGACCCUGAGAAGACAAAGGGGAUACAGGCGGACCUGGCAGGGACAACAUGUCUGACAGCAGUACGUCUAGUUGGUGGUGACCCCAGCUUCUAUGGUGCAGUCCUGGUAACAGAUGGCACACGUCAGGGGCUUGUGUGUGCUGACAACUUUUAUGAAAACGAUGCAGGUGUUGUGUGCAAAGAGCUCGGCUAUGAGAGGGGAUUGGUCUUGUGUUGUUCACCGUUUGGUGUCCUAGACUACGCAGCAAUCUGGUCAGAUGUGAAUUGUACUGGUACAGAAAAUCACUUUACAGACUGCAGAUAUAAUAAAGUGUCUGAAGGUCAAGGGCAGAUGUGUCAACGUAAUUAUGCAGCAGUGGUGUGCUCCACAGGAACAGUGCCAACAGACUAUACAUUAAGCCUGCCGUCUGCUGACAGCUACAUUGGACACCUGACCGUGACAUACCUCGGUAUCCAAGGCAGCGUGUGUUUUGAUGGGUGGGGGGACAGAGAGGCAAAUGUGGCUUGUCAGGAGCUUGGUUACUCCAGGGGGAUAGCAUACAAUGCUGUCAGAACGAAAUCAGGUCCAUAUUGGAUGUCAAACAUCAGUUGUAUAGGUAACGAGACACGAUUAACCCACUGUAGGAUGAAUUACCUUGGAAAGGUCAGAGGGUGCCAAAGCCUGCAGAGUCACGCUGGAGUUAUCUGCUAUAACAAUGAUGGUGUCUUCUACCGCCUGGGUGGGUCUAAUGAGACCCGGUACGGGCGUGUAGAGGUAUCAAUGGCUGGUGACUGGCGGUCACUAUGCAGCCUCCACUGGGAUGACAUAGAGGCUCAUGUGCUCUGUAGAAUGCUCGAAUUCCAAACAGGCCAGGCUUAUCAGGGGAGGUUUGUGCCAGCCCUGACUGGUGCAGUGUGGGAGGCCAACAUAGACUGUCUGGGAGGGGAGAGCUCCCUCAGCCAGUGUCGCUCAUCAGGUUGGGUAGCUGCCACCACCUCAGCUUGUGCAAGACAUGAGAUGGAUGCAGGGGCGUUCUGCUACACUUCAGUACGUCUAUCUACUGGAGUUGGCAGAGAGACGAACAAGGGUGCCGUGCUGCUGUAUGACAGAGAUCAGUGGAAUCUCGUAUGUGCUGAUGGUUUUAACGACACUUCGGCAGGAGUUGUUUGUCGUGAGCUGGGAUUUCUAGACGGGCAUGCGGAAUGCUGCAACCAGUAUGGCAUGCUGGAAUAUUCACUGCUUACCACUCACAAGGUGAUGUGCUCUGGUGGUGAAAAAGACGUGCGAGACUGUCUCAAGCCACAACAAUGUCACAACAUGGACUAUGCCUCCGUUGUCUGCUAUGGAUUUAGUCUUCUCAAAUCUACUGAGGCCCCCUCAUCAAAGCAAAUACAGCAGGGAUUCAAUGCCUUGCCGGUGAUCAUAGCUGUCAUAGUGUUUGUCAUCCUUAUCUCCAUAGCGGUUACAGUCUUCUGCAUUUAUCGACGCCACAGACGAAACAAGAAACAGGACGACUCUAAGCUCAAGUUUGACAACACGAUAGUUCAGGAGCACAUGGACAGCAGUCUACAUGCGUCGAACCCCCUGCAUGGUGUGCCAACACCAGAGGUGGUGCGGGCCAGUUACUCGCGGCGCGGAAAUACAGAGGUGGCCAAUGUUAUACAUGGGGUUAAUAACCCAGCAUAUGAGAGAUUCGACCAGCCUGCAAUACAUAUUACACCAGAUCACAUGAAAGAGGAAAUGAUGAAUAAAUGUGUUAACCAUAAUACAAGGACAAGUGAAGUUCCUUUUUCGCAUUAUGAUAAACUAAGACAAAGUGAAAUCAGAGACUAUGUGGUAUUGUCACACCCAAGUUAUGAGGCAAAUAACGAUCAGCAUGUUAGCCCCGAAACUUCAAACCACGAACGCUGCACCAAUGAUCUGUCUGACACAAGUGGUUACGAACAGAUUAGGGAUUCGCGAAUGAUUCGGUUCACCAAAAGUGCAGAUACUGGAAGUGGUGAUCAGACAAGGGGGACCACUCUUGGUGGAGAUCAGACCAGGGGGACCACUCUUGGUGGAGAUCAGACAAGGGGGACCACUCUUGAUGGAGAUCAGACAAGUGGGACCACUUAUUAUGGAAAUCAGAAAAAGGGGACAACUGAUGGUGGAGAUCUUAAAAGGGAGGCAACUCAUGGUAUAACAGAGUUCAGCGACUAUGGCAACCACAACCUCACCUUGUCAGAGCAGACAAACGUGUUAUCUCCUACAAGUUCUGUGACAUAAUCAACUUUUAUAUGAGCAGCUGUCUGGAAAAUCUGGGCUUAAUUCAUUAGCAAAAAAUGUAAUCCCAGAUAAGCCUGUGCAGUUAGCACAGGCUAAUCAGGGAUGAUACUCUCAGCUUAUAUGGCAUUUGUCAUCUAAAGAAGGUCGCUUCUUAACACCAUGAUAAGUCUGUUUGGACUGCACAGGCAAAUCUUGAAUGACACUUUACGCACAUGCAUUAAGCCCAGUUUUCCCAGAAUGAGGAGAAUUUAUCCAUUCUGUAAAAUAACAAUUUAGUUUUGCCUUUUAAUACACUGUAUUAUUUUUUCAUUAAUGAAAAAACCCACUUCCUACCAGGCUAGACAGACACUUCUGUACUCAACACACAUAUAAAAACACCUCUGUAUAGCAUAUGUUGGUUUCCUUUUGAAUGUCCCCAUUUUAUAUAACUAAGCAUGUAGAGAAAAAAUGAUCGCUAUUAGAAUUAUAACCAUGCCAUCUUAGGUCAAUCUUCCACAAACAAUGUUAAUCAUAAAUGAAUGUUUUCACAAGACAUCUCGAUAACAAUCAUAAUGAAGUCCAUUUUGUCUGAAUGAUUCAACGCAUUUCCAAUCAAAGCCUGUUGAUCUGUCAAUAACUUGUUCACAUGAAUGUGUCACGUCCAGCAUGCCUACAAUGAAUUUAAACAUUAAUACUUAAAAAAUCAUAUUGAAUAUAUACAUUUAAGAGUCGUCUUCAUUUUAAGAUAUUUUUUCAUCAAGACAUCUAUUCUUUGAUACCUUGUUUUAAUUUAAAGUAAGUUAUGAAAUAUUGAAAAAUUAUUGGAGAUAAUUCCUGAUAUAAUUUCUCACUAGCUUGACAAAACAUUUAUGAAAAUUUUAAUGUGAUUUGAAUAUUUCUUUACACAUUUUUCAAGCAAAGGUGCGCAUCAAAAUAUUUAUUUUCUAACUUUACAGAUAAAAACUAAUGCAAGGUAUUACCCCCAAAGCAAACAAAUAUUCUCUAUAAAUUGCAUUGCACUUAGAUUUCAAAUAUAUUGCAGUUACUAAAAAACUUGGAGAAAGAGUACUCCAAGAGUUUGUAAAUAUGGGUUUGAAUAACUGUUCAUAAUGACCUCUAAAUAUCGGUAAGUAUUCAUAACAAAUAAGUUAUUCAUCCAUGGCUUGGCUACUUCAUGCAAUCCUGAUUAGCUGAUAUUAACAAGUGACAAUCUGUACCAAUUUUACAUUUCAUUUAUUGAGUAACAAUACAUCAAAUAUGAAAUAGAUUUGAAACAAGAGAUGUGUUUGUCAGAAACACAAUGCCCCCUAUUUCGCCGCUUUGAAGCCAUAUAUUUGACCUUGAAUGAUGAUCUUGACCUUUCAAAAUGUGCAGCUCCAUGAGAUACACAUGCAUGCCAAAUAUCAAGUUGCUAUCUUCAAUAUUGCAAAAGUUAUGGCCAAUGUAAAGGUUUUCGGAAGGACGCACAGACUGACAGACAGACAGACUGACGGACAGUUCAACUGCUAUAUGCCACCCUACCGGGCGCAUAAAAAAACUAGAUAUCACAAUAUUGCACACAUAGUAACGUUACCUAACAUGAUCUACAAAAGCAGAAAGCAACCAACAAAUGGACAGAACAUUGUUUAAGCAUUCUUCCAUCUUUGAGCAUAAUGGACAGUUUUUCUGUGGAAAGGGGGCUUAAUCAAUGCCUUUGCAUAAACUAUUGUCAGAAAUUAGCCUGUGUAGGCAACACAGGUUAAUCAGGGACGACACUUUCCGCACAAACUGGA
This is a messenger RNA of Dreissena polymorpha, 7624 nucleotides long. Its product is annotated as scavenger receptor cysteine-rich type 1 protein M160-like. Gene Ontology annotation, cellular component: membrane. The coding region runs from base 132 to 5873 and encodes 1913 amino acids. The transcript is spliced from 31 exons. NCBI's taxonomy places the organism in Eukaryota, Metazoa, Mollusca, Bivalvia, Myida, Dreissenidae. The record is from RefSeq and is a predicted model, not a curated record.